CUCUGUUGUUUGGCAGGAGUUGGCUUAUCCAUGGCCAGGCAACCCAGCUCUGACUGUGGCUCAGGAGGAGCUUGGAAAAAGAGAGAGAGAGGGAGAGAGGAAGAGAGAGAGAGAGAGAGAGAGAGAGAGAGAGAGAAUUAUCCAACAGAAGAGGAGAAAGUAGUUGUGUGAGUGUAUGCGAGAGAGAAAGAGGGAGAGGAAAAGAGAGAGAGAGAAAGAGACAGUGAGAGCGGGGGCAGUCCGCCAGAGAGUGGUAACCCUAGCUCAACCCUCAAGCCUACAGUACCUACGCUUCUACACACUCUCAAACUCACACACACACACACACACAUUCAUACAGCCGCCCGCAUGCACACGCUCACACACACACACUUACACUCAUCCAGGAUGGACUGUGGUCAGACCACAGCAAAGUGAAGAGACUUCCCUCCAGCUUGGGCUCAACCAACCAAAGAUCUGCUAACAGCCACACACACUACUGAGCCAGAAUGGAGGAGGCUGACCUACUGCGGGAGAGACUGCAGGCCAUCACAGAUAAAAGAAGAAUACGAGAGGACAUUGCAAAGAAAAGGAGAGAAAUUGAAGAAGUGAAAUUAAAACUCCAGUAUCUGAAGAAAAAAGCUCUGCGGGAACAAUGGCUGAUGGACGGUUUGAGUGGGCAGAAUGGUGAGGAGGAAGAAGCUAUGAGAGCUCAGGAGGAGCAACACCAGACUGAGCUCCUGCAGAGCGAUAUCGACAGAAUAGAGAGCGAGAUCAGCGCUCUGGAGACCCAGGAGAUGAAUAUCUCAGAGAACGAGGAGCUGAUUUUGGAGCGGCUGAGGAAGGUGGAGAAGACUGCAGAGGACAUUAUAAAGGGAGCCUUACGGAAUCCAGAGCUGGAUGGCACAGAAGUGAACGAAGGUUGCUAUCCCUCUCCGAAUCCGACAGAAACAGAGCCUGAGUCCCUCUCCAAGACAGUAACCAUGGAGACGAGUGAGCAAUCCAACACAGCAAACAUAAUUGACUGUGAAAUGGAAGUCCAGGACACCGAGUUACCUGAGCACAAGGACACGAGCGCUGAAGAUGAACCAGCUUGUUACGAUGAUGAUCUAUUAGAAUCUCUGAGUGCACAAGUAGUGGUUGACAUUUUAGCGGAGUUGCCUCCCACAGAGACAAUCGCUGAUGAAUUUGAAGAUGAGCCAUACCCUAAAGAAGCAUUAGUUUUGGAGGACAAUCGUGACGAGCUUAAUCGCAACGAAUCGACUACGUCCUCCGAUACGCCAUCUAGUGCAGAGAGCGUGUACGAGAACGAGUCUCUGAGAAAAAGGCAGGACUCUCAGCUAAAAAAUACUGUGUCAAUAAUACAGAGCACUGAAGAUGAAAGCCUACCAGAGCCACUGAAGGCUGAACCCCACGAGACGUUCCUAGAAGGCUUAGGCUUGGGCGAUGACGUAGAUGAAUCCAUGCUGGAGUCGUACAUUCGGGAGGAAGUUAUGUCAGACGUCUCAACAGAGUCUGUUCACGACCCAGAAGAUUUGGAGGAGUGUGUCCAUGUAGAAAUCGCAGCUGCGUCAUCUGACAGUGAUACUGAUGAGAAGUGGAGAAGUAUAUUUUCUUCUUCUAUCAACAAAGAAGAUGACGACUCCUACCUGGACAGCCUCGAGCUGAGUGCACAAGAACUCUUCAUUCAGAAGCCUGAAGUGAAGAACACUGAAAAUCAUUCCGACAGUAAAGAAGAAGAUGAGCAAGACAUCAUACCUGCAGAAGAUGUUUUGGAGCAACCGGAGAAUGACUCAUUUUACGCACAGCCAGUAAAGGAAAUCUCCUACAACCCUUCAACCCUGUUCCACGGCUUGUCCAAGAUAUCUGAGGACGAGGAAGAGCUCAGCAAAAAUUCAGGAAACAACAAGGACAACCCAUCCAGUUGCAUCAAGUCAGACCCGAGCAAGAAGAUGCCAAAAGAUUACUGUGUGAUUCAAGAGAUGAAGAGUGAAAAUGUCAGUACAGAGCAUGUGGAUUUCCGAGUUGCUCGCAAUCAGUGGCUGCAGAUGGAGGAGCAAACAAAGAACCUUGUGCACCAGCCAGUCACGAAGACCGGCACCUGCCAGGGCAGCCACAGCUUUAUGUACACACCAGUGCGCAACAUUGACAGGCCUAAGAGGGAUCAUGACCUCGAGAGUUUGCCACUUGGAAGAGAUUUCUCUCAUAACCAGUUCAGCCCAUGCUCAGAGGAUUCCGGCCUGGAUGAUUCUAGUUACCGCUCCCCGUACGAUGACCCAGAGACCCCAAUCGAGAAGGAGAUCCGCUCCGUCAUGGAGCGAGAGGAAAACGUAAGGCGUGAAAAGGGAAUGUCUAAGUCGUACUCCAGCGAUUGCGUACAGGGUAAAGGUAGACCAGUAAUCCUGAACCCGAGAAAUUUAUGCCAAGAAGUGGACGAGAAAAGAAAGAUGUUUGAUCAUCAGGAAGACAACUGCAGAUUAUCUUCCAGCAGCAAGAUGCCAUCUUUUAUCAUUACCUCAUCCCCAACCAGAGGAUCACUGAAGCAAGAAAUGGGAGCCAACAACGUUAUCAUACUUGAGCCCGAAUCUAGCCAUCAAAGUCCAUGCCACGGUGCGAAGCUGGUGUCAUCUAAAUCUGCUGACUGGAGAUCAGAGGAUCCCCCCAAUGUCAUCAUACUGGAAACAUCAAACCUGAUCAUUCGAAGUGCGUCUGAGUUUAACUUGAACUCUGCUGUUGAGACCCAAGAAAAAACGUUCCUCAACAAUCCGUUUUUCAAGCUGCGAUCCAGGAGCACUCAGUCCCUGGUUGAUGAAGAGAUUAAGAUGGUAAAGCAGAGAGAGGAAGAACUGAAAAAGCAAAGAGCCAACCUUUAUACUAAAGACAAGUUUCUGGCAUCCCCUGGUCUCCUGGACAGCUCAUAUGAUAAACAAGAUGACGUCCCAAUAAAGUGUAAAUCAUCUCCCUCAUCCCCUAUGAAGACUUACAAGAUGGACCGGUCAGCCCUAUCAUGUGACCACAGAUUUCCGGAAUCGUAUUCUGGAGGCCGCCGCAAAAGUGCCAUGGCUCUGCGGUGGGAGGCAGGAGAGUUUGCAAAUAAUGACUAGAAAGCAACCAAUAUAAUAUCAAUGGCCAGGUUUCUUUGUUUCAUGUAAAAGGCUUUAGCUGUGUAAUGUUGAUUUCACGCAAAGUCUGCCAUGGCACACGCCGUUGCUGCUUGUGUGGUCUCUCUGGCUCUUCAUUCAUGUUCUGCAAAAAUAUCUGAGUGCUUGCCAAGACGCCUGAAUGUUAGUUGUUUAAUCUACGCUUAUUUCUCACCAGAAAUACAAUGUAAGAGUAAAGCAUAUUUUGUUGUAAUGUCCUAGUACAAUGCAGAGGAAUAUUUAAUGUAUUUUCAUAUUGUAUUUUAUUGUAUGUUUGUAUAACCCUGCUUUACACUGAAAGCAGAAUAGCAUAAAAUGAGACAUGUUAAACUUUAAAAAUUAUUUUUUUCUUUCCGAUAUCAUUGCACUGAAAACCAACUCGACAUAGACCAUUUUAAACGUGUUGGUUUCUCUUUUCUUUUAGACGUAAAUUUAUUUUAAAUUGUUAGUAUUUGACUUUAGAGGCAAUUGAAUCAUAUAUUAUUGUCCUUUGCUGACAUGACCUUUAUCCUUUAAUAUUCCCAUAUUAUACAUCCUAAAAUGAGGAUGAGCAACUUUAAUAUUUAAGUGAUAUUAACUGCAUUACUGUGUUAAUGGAGAAGUAUUAUAAUUACAUUGCUUUGUAAUGUGUCCAGAUAUGUUUGUAUGCUUACGUGAAUCCAUUUUGGUUAUAAGGACCAUGAGUAUUGCUUGCUUAUAUUCCAUGUAAGCCAUACACUUUUGCAUUGCUUUCUACUGAAAAUAAAUAAGUAAAUAAAUAAACAAAUAAAUAAAUACAUUUUAAAAAGGA
This is a messenger RNA of Astyanax mexicanus (Mexican tetra), 3909 nucleotides long. It is a transcript of the gene palmdb, whose product is annotated as palmdelphin b. NCBI's taxonomy places the organism in Eukaryota, Metazoa, Chordata, Actinopteri, Characiformes, Acestrorhamphidae. The record is from RefSeq and is a predicted model, not a curated record. The transcript is spliced from 8 exons. Bases 489 to 3083 code for a protein of 864 amino acids. Gene Ontology annotation, cellular component: cytoplasm; membrane. Gene Ontology annotation, biological process: regulation of cell shape.